GGCUAUUUCUGUAGAGGUCGAGAGCGUGUGCCAGGACAAUUGCUAAACAAGAUUUUAGUACGAUUUAGACUUUAGCCGGACGGGCUCGACAAUCUCGUCUCCGGCUCCGAGAGACGCUGAAAUCGUAGCGAAGACACCGAGUUGGAUAGAGCGCAGUAAAAUCGGAGGAAAACGAUCGUCGAACGUCCUCGAGGCCGAUAACCGCGGAGACAAGGAAAAUUCGAAAAAUCACGCACAACGAAGCAGUGAAAAAUGUAUGCCGCACACAGAGCCGGCAAGGCUCUCGCCAAACAGAGACUCAGCCUUCAGAUUAUUUACCUUAAUGGAAAAAAUUUCGGAACUGAUGUCCAGUACAAACCCAUCAGAAGCGUUCUCGUUGCGAACAGAGGGGAAAUCGCCAUUCGAGUUUUCCGAGCAUGUACCGAGCUCGGGAUUCGUUCGGUGGCGGUUUAUUCGGAGCAGGACAAAAUGCAAAUGCAUCGGCAAAAAGCGGACGAAAGUUACGUCGUCGGUCGCGGUUUAGCACCGGUUGCUGCUUACCUGGAUAUUCCGGAAAUCAUAAAAGUCGCAAAAGAAAAUAACAUCGACGCGAUCCACCCCGGAUAUGGAUUUCUCUCCGAGAGGUCAGACUUCGCACGCGCCGUCAUCGAUGCUGGAAUGAGGUUCAUUGGACCGUCCCCGAAGGUCGUGCAGCAAAUGGGUGACAAAGUCGCAGCUAGACAAGCAGCCAUCGAAGCCGGUGUUCCCAUCGUCCCUGGUACCGACGGUCCUGUCAGAACAGCCGAAGAAGCUAUGGAAUUUUGCAACAAACACGGCCUCCCUGUCAUCUUCAAAGCUGCCUAUGGAGGAGGAGGCAAAGGUAUGAGAGUGGUCAGACAGAUGGAAGAAGUGAAAGAAUCCUUUGAAAGAGCUUCGUCCGAAGCAAAAGCAUCUUUUGGCGACGGAGCGAUGUUCAUUGAAAAAUUCAUCGAGAGACCGAGGCACAUCGAGGUCCAGUUGCUCGGCGAUCAUGCCGGAAACGUCGUGCAUCUUUACGAGAGAGAUUGUUCGGUGCAACGGCGUCAUCAAAAAGUUGUCGAAAUAGCGCCUGCACCACGUCUGGAUCCAAAAGUCAGAGACAAAAUGACGGAGCACGCGAUCAAACUCGCCAAACACGUUGGCUACGCGAAUGCUGGUACCGUCGAGUUUUUGGCUGACGAAUCUGGAAAUUUCUACUUCAUCGAAGUCAACGCUAGGCUACAAGUCGAGCACACCGUUACCGAAGAAAUUACUGGUAUCGAUCUAGUCCAAUCCCAAAUCCGCAUAGCCGAAGGCAUGACGCUCCCGGAGCUAGGGAUGACUCAGGACAAAAUAGUGCCACAAGGCUUUGCAAUACAAUGCAGAGUUACGACUGAAGAUCCAGCGAAGAGUUUCCAGCCGGAUUGUGGCAGGAUUGAAGUUUUCCGAUCGGGCGAGGGAAUGGGAAUUCGAUUGGACAGCGCGUCUGCGUUCGCUGGCGCUAUUAUUUCGCCAUAUUACGAUUCACUGCUCGUCAAGGUUAUCGCUCACUCGAGUGACCUUCAAUCCUCAUGCGCCAAGAUGAACCGUGCACUUCGGGAGUUUCGAGUUCGCGGAGUCAAAACCAACAUACCCUUCCUACUGAACGUCCUCGAGAAUCAAAAGUUCCUCAACGGGAUCGUCGACACGUACUUCAUCGACGAAAAUCCCCAACUCUUUAAGUUCCUCCCCGGACAGAAUCGUGCCCAAAAGUUGUUGAAUUAUCUGGGCGAAGUUUUAGUGAAUGGACCAACGACGCCGUUGGCAACGUCGCUUAAGCCUGCGGAGAUAAAGCCCUUCGUGCCGGAGAUUCCCAUCGACUAUACUAAGAUUGCAGCCGUUGAAGAAGCCGAAGGCGAGGACAUUACAGAUAUUCUGGAACCGCCGCAAGGUUUUCGUAACAUUCUCAAAGAAAAAGGACCAACAGCGUUCGCCGAGGCUGUUCGCUCCCACAAAGGGCUCCUUCUCAUGGACACCACCUUCCGCGACGCCCAUCAAUCGCUGCUCGCAACUCGCGUCCGUUCCCACGAUUUGCUCCUCAUAUCUCCCUACGUCGCUCACAAAUUCAACAAUCUUUAUGCCCUGGAAAAUUGGGGCGGUGCUACGUUCGACGUUGCCCUCAGAUUCUUACACGAAUGCCCGUGGGAACGAUUGAUCGACAUGCGCAAAGCCAUUCCCAAUAUUCCUUUCCAAAUGCUGCUACGUGGGGCCAACGCCGUCGGCUACACCAAUUACCCCGACAACGUCGUCCACAAAUUCUGCGAGCUAGCUGUCAAAUACGGAAUGGACAUUUUCCGAGUCUUCGAUUCUCUCAAUUACCUGCCCAAUCUCAUUCUUGGAAUGGAAGCCGCUGGAAAAGCUGGUGGAGUUGUCGAAGCAGCAAUUUCUUACACCGGAGACGUGAGCGAUCCACAACGGACGAAAUACGACCUCAAUUACUACACGAAACUGGCGGACGAGCUGGUGAAAGCCGGAACUCACGUGCUCUCGAUAAAGGACAUGGCAGGAUUGCUGAAGCCAAAGGCCGCCGGGAUUCUCAUCGACGCGAUAAGGCAGAAACAUCCUGAUAUUCCGAUCCACAUUCACACUCACGAUACUUCCGGUGCUGGAGUUGCCGCCAUGCUGGAGUGUGCCAGAGCCGGAGCUGAUGUUGUGGACGUGGCUGUUGACAGCAUGUCAGGAAUGACGAGUCAACCUUCGAUGGGAGCUGUCGUUGCAUCUCUUCAAGGCACUCCUCAAGACACGAACUUCAAUCUUCGUGACGUGUCCGACUACUCUGCUUACUGGGAACAAACGCGUACUCUGUACGCUCCCUUCGAGUGUACGACGACGAUGAAAUCCGGAAACGCCGACGUCUAUUUGAACGAGAUUCCCGGCGGACAGUACACGAACCUCCAAUUCCAAGCUUACUCUCUAGGACUCGGUGAAUUCUUCGAAGACGUGAAGAAAGCUUACAGAGAAGCGAAUCUUUUGCUCGGUGACAUAAUCAAGGUCACGCCGAGCUCGAAAGUCGUUGGUGACCUCGCACAAUUCAUGGUCCAGAACAAGCUCACUGCUAAGGAAGUACUCGACAAAGCUGAGGAACUCUCCUUCCCCAAAUCCGUCGUCGAAUUCUUGCAGGGCGCCAUCGGCGAACCGCACGGAGGAUUCCCCGAGCCUUUCAGGUCGAAAGUCCUCAAGGAUAUGCCACGCAUCGUUGGCAGGCCCGGAGAGAGUCUCGAGCCCCUGGACUUCAAGAAACUGGAAAAAGACCUCAAGCAAUCUCACCCUCACGUCACGGAGAAGGACAUCAUGUCUGCAGCUCUCUAUCCUCAAGUGACCGAGGAUUAUUUGAACUUUAACGAAACUUUUGGUCCCGUCGACAAACUCGAUACACGAAUAUUCCUCACUGGACCCAAAGUAGGCGAAGAAUUCGACGUUACCAUCCAGAAAGGCAAAACUCUUUGCAUCAAAACACUCGCGAUGGCCGAAGAUCUCACGCCACAGGGUGAACGCGAAGUCUUCUUCGAAAUGAAUGGCCAACUCAGAUCCGUCUUCAUCAGGGACAAAGAAGCUGUUAAGGAGCUGCACAUUCAUCCGAAAGCCAAUAAAUCCGACAAAAAUCAAGUAGGAGCCCCGAUGCCAGGCACCGUUCUCGACAUAAGGGUCAAAGUGGGUGACACGGUUGAGAAGGGGGCACCUUUGGUGGUGCUUUCUGCCAUGAAGAUGGAGAUGGUGGUGCAAUCGCCGAAAGCAGGCACAAUAAAGAGCCUGGAAAUAACUAAAAACAUGAAACUCGAGGGCGAGGAUCUUCUGCUGACAAUAGAAUGAGGAGACACACCGAGAGACUGAAAACCUUUGAUACGCUUCCUCGAACGAGCAAAGCACAAUUCUGAAUGAUGUUCAAGUCGACGCGUGCGAGACGAUCAGUUACGACGAAACUCAAAAGGCCUAAUGGGGAAAAAAGCACUUUUCGUUGGAACAAUUUGAUUAGUGUCUUUGACAAACGAACCGGAAGUGAGAUUAUUUCUUGAACGAAUCGUUGGAAAAAUGCCUGAAGCUCAACUCGCGUCAUUUCGGCGAUUGUCGAAUCAAAUAUUUGCCACAUUCGUUAUUCGUUACUAUUACGUCAAUGUGCAUGGUGAAUUAGCCCAGAAAUUUCGUAGAAAAUAAUUCGUUCGUGUACUCGAACUCUAGGGUUGGAAUCGUCGUCAUCAUAAAUUAAUAACUAUGUUAAUUAUAAGAAUAAUUGUAAUAACAACCGGCAGCAGAAAACCGGGGUGCGCAUGUGACCAUCUUCCGUCAUUAGACUCUUAUCGUCACCUAAAUAAGUGACCGAAUUCUCGUGUUAUAAGAAGGAAACCGUUUCGGUGGAGCGUUGCUAGAAACGUCAACUUUCGUGAAUUCCAACGAGCUCGUACAAAACAUUUUUCACGUAUUCUCGUUUCUCUCCGUUCCAUACGGUGGAUUUUAUAGUUUUAUUAUGAAAAGCCAGAAGUUUUUAUAAUGAAAUCAUUCAGAAUUUUCACUUUUACAAAUUUUUUAGUAAAAAUUCACGUGUACAUUAUCGAGACAUUUUUUGUAAUGGGUCAUUCGAGCAACUGACUCAGGUACAAACGUCAGAAGCCACUUACGUUUUUGACGCGAACCCCAAAUGCAUAAAAACCUCUGAGGAGCGCAGAUUGUUAGCAACAAGAAAAACAUUCAAAUUUGCGUGAAAUUGUAAGAGUUAACUGUGAUAAAUCUCAUGUACGAUUACUGCCGAGUAACAAAUAAAUAGGACGACUGUAAAGCUCCGAGGGUAUAAUAUUCAACAUUAAGUUUCUCUACACACGUUAAUAAGAGCAAGAAACCGAGUGAGCAAGAGGGUUCGUUAAAAAGUUGAGUUAUCGACUCGCACGUUCGAUGAUUUAAAUAAAGUCUGGACGUGGAAUAAAUGUGCGCCGAGUUAAAUCGGAGGCUGAAAUCGAGAAUUGCUUCACGAUUAGGAUUGUUUUCGUUUUUUUAAAUCGUUUAUCACUUUAUUUUUCAUUCGUCAUUGUAUUUUAUAGAAAACGUGUAUUUUAUACAAAACGAUGAUGAAACAACGCUCGUUAAAAUGUCCUCGAGAUGAUGUAAUUAUUGUUAUUGUUUUUACGCUAGAAAAGGAAAGGGCUGAGCCCUUUCCUCCUAGGACAGUUUUUCAGUUCUCGAACUAGCGCAACCACUCGCCCGUGAAUAUUUCGUAAAUUGUAUAUAAUGAAUGAGAGUCGUACACGCGAGUGCUACGAAUAGAUGCCUUACGUACUCGCAAUAAUGGACUUGAAAAAUGAAUAAAAAAUGUAAGCUGUUUGAACGUCUGUUGCAAUGCGAAUUGUACGUCAUUGAUAAAACAACGACUAUAAAUAUAUUUAUGUAAAAAAGGA
Venturia canescens is the source of this 5420-nucleotide messenger RNA. RefSeq names its product Pyruvate carboxylase (gene PCB). Gene Ontology annotation, cellular component: cytoplasm. The record is from RefSeq and is a predicted model, not a curated record. The transcript has 15 exons. Gene Ontology annotation, biological process: gluconeogenesis; pyruvate metabolic process. Lineage: Eukaryota; Metazoa; Arthropoda; Insecta; Hymenoptera; Ichneumonidae. The coding region runs from base 253 to 3846 and encodes 1197 amino acids. Gene Ontology annotation, molecular function: ATP binding; metal ion binding; pyruvate carboxylase activity.